Brassicogethes aeneus is the source of this 3523-nucleotide messenger RNA. The record is from the annotation of a GenBank genome assembly. NCBI's taxonomy places the organism in Eukaryota, Metazoa, Arthropoda, Insecta, Coleoptera, Nitidulidae.
CCAAUAUGUCUGCUCGCAGAGCCAAGAACUGUCAAAUUCACGUAAACACGAAUUUUAUUUUAUUUUGAACAAAACAGUGAAGAUGUAAAGAUAUACAAAUAAUUGAGAUGGCACAAGGGGUAUUAAGUUCAGAUAUCUCGAGGAGGAAUCCUCAAGAUGAUUAUGAAUUAAUACAAAGAAUUGGGAGUGGAACUUAUGGUGAUGUCUACAAGGCUAAAAGACUGUCCACUAAGGACUUGGCAGCAAUAAAAGUCAUUAAAUUAGAGCCUGGUGAUGAUUUUGGAAUUAUACAACAAGAAAUUCUUAUGAUGAGAGAUUGUAGACAUCCUAACAUUAUUGCUUAUUAUGGAAGCUAUUUGCGACGGGAUAAGCUAUGGAUUUGCAUGGAAUAUUGCGGAGGAGGGUCUCUUCAAGACAUUUAUCACAUCACUGGCCCACUAACAGAAAUUCAGAUAACUUACAUGUCCCGAGAAACUCUACUAGGUUUAUCAUAUUUACAUAAUAUGGGCAAAAUGCACAGAGAUAUUAAAGGAGCAAAUAUUCUCCUGACUGAAAGUGGCGAUGUGAAAUUGGCAGACUUUGGUGUUUCAGCCCAGAUAACUGCCACUAUAAAUAAAAGGAAAUCGUUUAUUGGGACACCUUACUGGAUGGCUCCAGAAGUGGCAGCUGUGGAACGUAAAGGUGGUUACAAUCAAUUGUGUGAUAUUUGGGCAGUAGGCAUAACGGCUAUAGAAUUGGCUGAAUUACAGCCCCCAAUGUUUGAUUUGCAUCCAAUGAGGGCUUUGUUUUUAAUGUCGAAAAGCGGGUUUAAGCCUCCAACAUUAAAGGAUAAAGAAAAAUGGAGUCCAACAUUUCAUAACUUUGUGAAGGUGGCACUGACUAAGAAUCCAAAGAAAAGACCCAAUGCUGAUAAAUUACUGCAGCAUGCUAUUUUCCAAGGAGAUAUGAGUAGAAGACUGGCUAUUGAGUUAUUACAAAAAGUUAAUAAUCCUUCUCAUAUGUUUACUGAUGAACCUGAUGAAGAUGGAGCUGUUCCAAAUGUACCGCAAAGAAUCGCGUCACGCAUGACGUCACGACCAAAACCACAAAAUGCAAUACUUUUGGGUGACAUUUCGCAUCUUGAUGAGGCAAAUAAUACCCUACAGAGAACAGGGCCUUCUGGGGCGUCUGUAAGGGACCAAUCCCCGCAGCCCUGGGAUCUCAUGGACAUUAUGAACAACGUUACGGCAGUACACGAAUGCGGUGAACAUCAAAACAAAAAGUGCGGCAUCGGAAACGCGUUCGACUCUCUCAACCGGGAAAAGAGUCUAUUGCAGUACAUUGACGAAGAAUUAAUGAUGAGGGGAAGCUACAAGUAUCACCCGCCGGACUCUUAUACACAGCAGGCGACGUUGCCGGUGCAAGACAGCGAGGUGAACGUGAAAUGCGACGUUCACACGAUACCUUCUAGUCCGACGAACGUGGAAACGUUAAAUGGAUCGCCACGCAGACAUUCCUCGGUAGACGAAAUCUUCGGUCUCGUCAAUUCUAUGAACAUCAAUGGCCAGCGGCAACGCUCACUCAGCGACAGCGGCAGGGCCGAACGAAACGUAAACGAAGAGGAAGCAAACCACGACACAAGCGCACCGGAUUUGGUAGCAUGUCCCCCCGUUCCCCCCAGAAAGCACCGCAGAAGACACACGCCCCCCAGACCCCCCAGCAAUGGUCUACCGCCGACACCAAAAGUACACAUGGGGGCCUGCUUUUCAAAGGUUUUCAAUGGUAGUCCGUUGAGAAUUCAUUGCACAGCUUCUUGGAUUCAUCCUGAAACGCGAGAUCAGCACAUUCUUAUAGGCGCCGAAGAAGGAAUUUACAAUUUAAACUUAAACGAAUUGCAUGAAACUUGCAUAGACCAAUUAUACAAUAGGCGAACCGUAUGGAUGUAUGUUAUUAAGGACGUUCUAAUGACUUUAUCAGGAAAAACUCCUCAAUUGUUCAGACACGACCUUCUGGGUUUGCAGAGCAAGCAAUCGCACAGGUUCAGUUUGCACAUGAAUCGAAUUCCCGAACGGCUGGUGCCGCGUAAAUUCGCGCUUACCACCCGCGUGCCCGACACAAAAGGCACGCAAAAAUGCUGCGUUGCCAGAAACCCUUACAACGGUUACAAGUAUUUGUGCGGUGCAUCGACGACCGGCAUAUACUUGAUGCAGUGGUAUGAUCCGCUCAACAAGUUCAUGCUUUUAAAGCAUGUCGAAUGCUCACUACCUUACCCUUUGAACGUAUUCGAGAUGAUCAUCACCCCCGAGCUGGAAUACCCGAUGGUGUGCGUAUCCAUCAAGCAAGCCUACCAGCCGAACACGUUCAAACUGGAUUUGAUCAACAUGAAUUCCGGUGCCAAUUGGUUUCACUCGGACGAGCUGCAGGACAUGGACGGCACGGCGACCGUGGUUCCGAAACGCGAAAAUCUCGACAUCACCAGCGUAACGCAGCUCGAUAAGGAUUCGAUUUUGGUGUGUUACGAGAAUUACAUCAAAAUUGUCACGCCGAAAGGUACUCUCGUCAAACUGAGCAGAAAGCAGGUCAACGAUUUGCGGUUCGAUUUCAAGAUCGAGAGUAUAUUGUGUCUUCCCGAUAGUGUUCUUGCCUUUCACAAGCACGGCGUGCAAGGAAGAUCAUUGAAAAAUGGUGAAAUUACUCAAGAAAUUACUGAUACAUCAAGAACGUACAAAUUAUUAGGAGCUGAUAAGGUUGUAAUGUUAGAAAGUCAUUUAUUAAAAAGCGGAACUCUAACGAACGACGAGGGCCACGACUUGUAUAUUUUGGCUGGUCAUGAAGCAAGUUAUUAAUAAAAUUUUGAAUAAAUGCUCACAAUCAUUGAGAUUAUUGCUUUGCUUAGUAAGUAACUUAACUUAUUGGUAGGUCGUAGAUGAUUUGUAGGUAGGUGCAAAUUACGAAUACAGAAAUCGUGAUGUUCUAUAGAAGAAAUAAUCAAUUUUGUCUUCUACGAGUAAAAUUUUGAAUUUAUAGACGAACCGAAUCGCAUAAACUUCACCGAUCUCUCUCUUACUCAUUGAUAAACCUUAUAACUAACUAACAAUAAUAUUAUGUGUGUUAAUUUUUUGGUGUUGUGUUUUUAGAAAAAAAUUGAUAAACCAAACGGGGUUUUUCUGUUUUUCUAUUUGAUGUAAUUAUGAUCAGACUGGAGAAUAAGACUUACUUAAAAGUAAAACUAGUCAAAUAUACAUAUUGUUGAAUUUGACUGAAAUAGUAGAGUGAUGAAGCAAUCAAAAAGUGAGGAUUUUUGACUUGUAAAUAUAAUCAAAAUUUUUAUUAAUUGAACUCCCAUCCCCCCAUAAAAGUGAAGUUUAUGCAGAAUAAUGAAUUAUUAUUACAAUUGACAUACCUCAAUUAAAAAAAGUAUUUCUCUAGCGUAUGUACACAAGGUAUUAUAGGUACCACGAAUUAGAACAAAUUAAAUUGAAAUAUAUAUAUAAAUGAUAUAUUUUCAUGAAAACAGUGUAUAAAAAAUUCUAUCAGAUUAUAC